UCUUCGCUGGCUUUGAGGCAUCUAAUCGCCACUGGGAACUAUGCCUAAAGUAGUGUCCAGGUCGGUUGUCUGCUCUGACACUCGGGACCGCGAGGAAUAUGAUGAUGGCGAGAAGCCCCUGCAUGUCUACUACUGUUUGUGCGGCCAGAUGGUCCUGGUGCUGGAUUGUCAGUUAGAGAAAUUGCCCAUGAGGCCCCGGGACCGAUCCCGUGUGAUUGAUGCUGCCAAACAUGCUCACAAAUUUUGUAAUACAGAAGAUGAGGAGACUAUGUAUCUUCGGAGGCCUGAAGGCAUCGAACGACAAUACAGGAAGAAGUGUGCAAAAUGUGUGGGACUACCACUGUUCUACCAGUCCCAGCCGAAGAAUGCCCCUGUGACCUUCAUCGUGGAUGGAGCAGUAGUGCAAUUUGGUCAGGGUUUUGGGAAAACAAAUAUAUAUACUCAGAAACAAGAGCCUCCAAAGAAGGUGAUGAUGACCAAACGGACUAAAGACAUGGGCAAGUUCAGCUCUGUCACCGUGUCUACCAUUGAUGGAGAAGAAGAGAUUGAGGCUAGGGAGGUUGCUGACUCAUAUGCACAGAAUGCCAAAGUGAUUGAAAAACAGCUGGAGCGCAAAGGCAUGAGCAAGAGGCGACUGCAAGAGCUGGCUGAACUGGAAGCCAAGAAAGCUAAAAUGAAGGGGACCUUGAUUGACAACCAGUUCAAAUGACCAAGACUUUUCUCUGAGUCCAGACUGGAGGCAAGCAUUUAGAUCAAGAAGAAAAAUAACUUCUGAUCACAUGGACUAGUUUCUGUUUAUUCCCCAGGAAAAGACUUUACUUUGCUUCCCAUUGAUUCUCUUGUAUUCAGUGAGGGUUUUGAGUCCAUUUGAUCUGCUUUCUAGGCUAUAUAUUUUUCUAAGACUUUAUGUAGGUUUUUUCCUAUUUUUUUUUGUCCAUUUGAUGUAAACUUCUUCAGCUGUGUAAAACUUUAUGAAUAGAUCAGUACUUGAGUUCCUCUAGUUUCCAAAAUGACUUUUUAUUGCUUUUUUUAGUUAAUAAAGUAUUGAAAUAUUUUUGGAAAAAUAGGGCAUGUCAUAGAGAAAGGUAGCAUGAAUUAUAUUUAAAAUUACAGCAAGUCAUGUCCUUUUAAGUGACUGCCUCUGGUCUUAGAAUGGUUCUUAGAAUUGGCUAUGGUUUCAAUCUUUGUGCUGUCAGCAGAGUUCCAUUGAAAGCCAAAAUCUGCCUAAAGUUCUCUUUACUCAAAUAUUAGAGCUAUAGGUGAACCAUACCAUAUCAGACAUUAUACUUAAAGAAGGAGAAGACAGGGCUGGAGAUGUUGCUCAAUCAGGGUGCAUGCUAGGCAUGUGUGAGAUCCUGGUUCCAUCCCCAGCACCCACCACGCAUGUGUAUGUGUGUGCAUGUGUGCACACGCAUACCACACACCCCAAAAGGAAAAGCCAGAUUGUAGUGAAGGAGUUGGUUAGCUCAGAUUGAAUUAAAAAUAGGAUCUUAUUAAGUAACCAAGAGAGCUAUCAUCUAGUGGACAGCUGGGAGUAUUGCUUCUCCGUGUGUACAUGAGAUAAACAAAAUUAUGUUAGGUAUCUUUUCUUUUACAUUUGCUAUUGGGCAGAGGAAUGUUGUGCAUAUAAAUAUUUUAUCUCACACUGCUUCAGUGAUAUCAAUAUCUGUGUAUUUGUAUCCAUAUUUUAUCUGUUCCCUGUAUUACAAAGUGUGGGGUCAGAAAGCAUGUUAACCUCUGCAUAUUACCUACAAUGGAUUGCAGUUAUAGCAGGCACCCAAGACUUGUUUGUGAGGUGCUGCUGGGAAAUGGUGGGAAAGUUUUCUUUGUAUCUUUCUGAUUUCUUUAUUGCAUGGAAAAGUAGGUUGAAAUUGGGGUAGAUGUAAUUUAGCAAGAGCUGGACAAAAGAGAGGUGGAGUCCUGGGAAGGCCCAAAAUGGGCCUGUGUUGCCAUCUUCCAGGUUAUUCUCCUGCCUCCAAUGAGACUUUGCAACUGAGUCUUCCUCUCCAUCUCAUUUCCUGUCCUUAUUCUGAGAAAGAAGUAACCAUCAUGUGGAUGAACAACUAUGACCUCUCACAAUUUCUCAACCUUGACUCCUGACAAAUGGCCUCUACCUUACUUCACUUUAGCCACAAACUCCCAUGAUUACAGCCUGGAUAUCAUCUGCAUCACCUCUGAAAUCCAA
Sciurus carolinensis (gray squirrel) is the source of this 2185-nucleotide messenger RNA. It is a transcript of the gene Steep1, whose product is annotated as STING1 ER exit protein 1. Lineage: Eukaryota; Metazoa; Chordata; Mammalia; Rodentia; Sciuridae. The record is from RefSeq and is a predicted model, not a curated record.